Molecule: messenger RNA, 807 nt
Organism: Schistocerca piceifrons (Central American locust)
Lineage: Eukaryota; Metazoa; Arthropoda; Insecta; Orthoptera; Acrididae
Exons: 4
Coding region: 322-807 (161 amino acids)
Source: RefSeq, a predicted model, not a curated record
GAUAGUUAUUGUUUGGUUGAAACAUCUCUAUAUUUUUAUAGACAACACACACAAGUGAAAAAAAUAUAUUGGCAUGUAGUUGUGUACGUUUUGAGUUUUUGAAAGCUAUUUCUACAUGAGUCUCUUGGGCGUAAUCCACGUAUAACUCUUAAAGCUCGCUUCUGAGCAAUGAACACCUUCCUUGGUAGUGGCUGGUUGCCACAGAAGUGAUGUCGUAUUCAAUGACUUCAGAAUGUACCAAAACAAGUGGUGGGACUUGACCUUGCAUUCUGCCUGUUGGAUGAUAAUUUUCUAGUGACCCUUCCAACUGCUCUAAAAGAGAUGGAUGGUUUAAGUGUUCUAACGGCCUCCAACAAUAUGAUGCGAAUUUUUCCAUACAAUUUGUUUCCAUUACAUGAAUUUGCUUUGGAUUUGUCAAAUAAUCCAUUCACUUCACGCUAUUUUGUGAUACCAGAUAGACCUCAGAAGUACAAAGUACCAUCUCUCAAAGAACUUGCUGCCCGAACUGUGGUUGACUACAGAUUACCUGUGACCACUUUACCAUGGUGUCUUAUAGAGUAUCUGCAAAGCGUGCAAUUUUGUGCAAUAUGCUCUGGUGGAUAUUUUGAGAGCUCUAUUGCAUGCCGUUAUAUACCCAGUUUCAGAGUCUGCAUUGAGGUUUUGCCAGGAAAUGGACACUUACAUGGUCCAGGUUUCAUUAUAAACUUGUGUUCAAGAAGCUGCAUGCAGCCAGAGUUAAAGUUUUGUGAGGUUCUCAAUCAUUUAACCCCUGAACAAUAUUACGACUGGAUUAAAGAAAUGUUUUGA